Bactrocera oleae (olive fruit fly) is the source of this 2501-nucleotide messenger RNA. The record is from RefSeq and is a predicted model, not a curated record. Lineage: Eukaryota; Metazoa; Arthropoda; Insecta; Diptera; Tephritidae.
UUCUAACGUAAACGAUAUUUUUACACGUAAACCAUUGGAAUAUUCGGUGUCGGCAUAUGAUGGACGAGUCGUAAAAAUAAAAAAAAAAAAACAUCGUAAAUAAUUAAAGUUUAUCUCAAGUGUUUAAAAAUCGUGUUGAAAAAUGCUAAAAAUCGUAUAUGCAUGUAUGUAAAUAUGUUAAGUUAAUGCUAGACAAAGCAAUUAUUCAAAAAAUCGGCUUUACAGUGCUGUGCCAAGUCUUACACUAUAAUGUUUCUAGGCUGAAAGAAUUUAAAGCCUCGAUAUUUGUUUGAAAUCCUUCCGUUGAACCAAAUCUUUUAAAAGAAAUAAUUUACGACAGCCAAAUUAUUUUUAUAUAAAGAAGUUUCGCCGUCAAAUUUAAGAAAAUUCUUUAAGUGAAAUAUGACAAAAUGUGAGGGGAUAAAUAAAUAAUACAAUAAUUGAAGUAAAACAAACACAUAUCAUGCCACACACGUCUAUACACACCUACCUUCGUAAGUGCCAACGGAUGGGUAACGAAUAGGUGGUUGUAUGAGAAUAAAUAUGUAUGUGGAUAAGCAGUGUCUGUUUGUCUCAAUGUGUGUGUUUGCUAAACCGAGCGCAUGUUGACAUCACCAUCGGCGCAAAAUCACCCAACAUGGCGCGCUGAAAGCGUUAAGCAAACAAAGCGCACAAGGAAACACGCGCGCGUGUUUGAGAAACCUACAAAAAUUGCAUGUUUGUAUUAAGUGUGUAUGUGAGCCGUUGCAAUUGUGUAAGUUGGCGUAGAUGCUCGUUGUGGAAUAGAAACAAAGCAAAAACGGAAAAUAAAAGUAAAAGUGUUUAACUCCGCAAUGGAUUUAUGCUGAUUGCACGGGAUUACUGGAUAAAUUGGAAAGGAAUCAACAUGAAUUCCAUACAAUUUUUUAUUGUCGCUCUUUUGGCAACUAUCGAUAUUCACAUGAAUCAAGCACUUUACCUGUCGAAUCUCUCCGUCCCGCGCAUAAUCGAUGCCGCACAAAAAGCCAAACUCUUUUGCAGUUAUGAAAUGGGUAAUCGCACACUCAAUUCGGUUAAGUGGUAUAAGGAUGGGCUAGAGUUUUUCAGAUACUCACCGCUCACGCCGCCAACUACAAAUUGGUUUCCCGUCAAAGGUGUCACCAUUGCUGAUGGCUCAUCGCACUGCAAUCAAUUCAUCUGCAAUGUCGAACUGGAGAAACUGAAUGUCCAUUCGUCCGGUUCGUAUCGGUGCGAGGUAUCCGGUGAUGCGCCCGAAUUCAAAUUGAUCGAUAAAACUGCCAACAUGACAGUGGGAGUUCUACCCAAAUUCGGACCCUUCAUCAACGGCAUUGUGCAUCCGUACCGAUAUGGGGAUUUUCUGGCAGUUAACUGCAGUUCAGAUUGGUCCAAUCCCGCAACGACUCUUACGUGGUACAUCAACAACAAAACGGCCCCCUUUACUAGUCUCCAACCACAACUGAAUGAAAUCACACGCAAUACAGACGGUUUUAUGCUCUACGCCAGUUCCCUACAGCUGCGUAUACACAUCGACGAUCCACGUUUCAUAUCAAAAAGUGAAAUUCUAGAACUGAAAUGCGUAGCGGAUAUAAUGGGCAUAUCGAGUGUGCGGCGCGAAAGUAAGGUGCGGGCAACUAUUUUGGCACUACGCGAUGCUGGACACAAACAACGAUUGCUGGGGCCAGGUAAUGGCGCUAGUGCGUCCAACAGUGGCAGUUAUUAUAAAAGAAUGGUAAUUAUGCAUCCUUGGGUAUUCUGGCUAUGUUUCCUAUUGUUUUCGCAAGGAUCCCUACAGCUAACCAACUGCCAUUGGAGUUAGCUGUCUACAUAAGAAGUCAAGUCUACAAGGCCUGCCAGCUUAGAGCAUAACUGUUACUUAGUAAAUCAACGUAGUUGUAAGAAUUAGUUUAAUAAGCCAAUAACUAAUCACAAAAUAAAACAACAUUUGAAUUAACUACUUUGUAAGGGGAAGGCUGAAGGAAGCAUCAUACAUUAAAAAGGAAACAAAGAAACGAAAUACUCGCACAGAAUUUAGGUAAAUUAAAGCUUAGCGGCACUAAUACAUAAAAGUUUAUACUUGAAUCACUCACAAAACCAUGUCCGAAACAAGAAAACAAAAUUACCAACACGGUGCCAACGCCGACGAUAAAAGAAGGGAUCAAGUCCAUAACACUGACUCAAUCCAUAGUGAAACAUUAGCGUAGUUAAUUAUAAGAAAGAUAUUAAUAUAGGUACCACUGCAUUCAACACCCUUAAAUAAGCAAUAAUAAGAGAAAUCGAGUAUUCAGUGAAGAGGAGCACAUUUAAAUUACAUUACAUUAAAUACUAACUACAAUACUUGAGUAUCUCGAGAGCUCAUUCGCGGCAUAAAGUACUUUAUAAGAAAUAUUGUAAAUAGUUAUUAACUGUUAAGUGCUUACGUCAAUGUGAUUAUGAAAUUUGUUGAUUUUAAAAACAAUAGCGACACUAUAAAAACAUAUAAAUAUGAUUUAAGUGAUUUUAAG